Messenger RNA from Monopterus albus (swamp eel), 4682 nucleotides. RefSeq names its product glutamate receptor, ionotropic, AMPA 2b (gene gria2b). Gene Ontology annotation, cellular component: membrane. The record is from RefSeq and is a predicted model, not a curated record. The transcript is spliced from 16 exons. Bases 831 to 3524 code for a protein of 897 amino acids. Gene Ontology annotation, biological process: monoatomic ion transport. NCBI's taxonomy places the organism in Eukaryota, Metazoa, Chordata, Actinopteri, Synbranchiformes, Synbranchidae. Gene Ontology annotation, molecular function: ligand-gated monoatomic ion channel activity; signaling receptor activity.
UACUGAGAGUGUGUGUUUCACCUUUAUUGGCUGUUCUAUCUGUAUGACCCUACGAUUUGACUAAGAUACUCUAGUUCACUCGCAUUUAAGUCAUUUCAUUGCGACUACAACGGAUUCAAGGAGAAUGGUUUGUCAAAGCAAGCUUGUUGGGGAAGAUGCAAGAAAAGACAAUCCACACGAGUUUCUACGGGGGUGAGCUUUUGAAUUGUACUUAAGCAGAUCGAUUUUCUCAAAACCUGGGACCAGGAAAAGAAAGGUUAUUGGCAACCAAAAAUGUGAACUAACUGCACACAUUUAAUGACUCUUGGAUAUUAUGAAUCUGCAGUGUCCAGUUAACGCUCCAUCCUCAAGCUUCUCGUGUAUAAAACAAAGCAAAGACGAUACUCCUUGGAUAAGCAGAUGGAAUUUCCAGUGUAGGUGCAGGUGUGGUGUGCAUGUUUGUCACCAGCUGGUUGCCGCUCGGCUCUUUUCGUGUCUGUUCGCCCUCUCAUUAACAUUUCUCACUUGUGGGGUGUGAUGCUGAAAGGCUCCCCGACGCGCCGAGCGGAGACGAGCAGUGUCCCUGUGCGUUCACAGGCGGUAUCAGCUGCCAGCAGGAGGGUAGCGACGAGGAGGAGCGGAAAAAGAGACGGUAGACAGUGCAGGAGACCAUUCCUUCACUGCUGGUACCCUUUCACUGCUAGCCACCUGCAGAAAAACGAUCAUUUACUGAAGAUUAUUUUUGUUUUCUCCCAAAAGCGGAAGAUCUCAGUAUGUCUCGGAUCUAAUAUAUCCUGAGAAAACGAGGAAUAUCAGACUCCCUGGUGGAUGUGGACACCUAAACCGUGGACAUGGAAAAGAUAGUGAAUUUAUCCUUUUCAGUUUUGCUGGUUUUAUGGGGAUGCGCGCUUGGAGGCUCACCCAGUGUUCAGAUUGGGGGACUCUUUCCAAGAGGCGCGGAUCAAGAGUACAGCGCAUUUCGGAUAGGAAUGGUUCAGUUUGUCACCUCAGAAUUCAGACUGACGCCUCACAUUGACAAUUUGGAAGUGGCGAACAGUUUUGCUGUUACCAACUGUUUCUGUUCACAGUUCUCAAGAGGAGUGUAUGCCAUUUUCGGAUUUUAUGACAAGAAGUCUGUAAACACCAUCACGUCAUUCUGUGGGACGCUCCAUGUCUCCUUCAUAACGCCCAGCUUCCCUCUGGAUGGGACUCAGCAGUUCAUCAUCCAGAUGAGACCUGACAUCAAGGGGCCUCUCCUCAGCCUUAUCGAAUACUACAAGUGGGACAAGUUUGCCUACCUGUACGACAGCGAUCGAGGCCUGACAACGCUUCAAGUUGUUCUGGACACAGCAGCAGAGAAGAAGUGGCAGGUGACAGCAAUCAAUGUGGGGAACCUGAAAGAUGAGAGGAAGGAUGAAGCCUACCGCUCUCUGUUCCAAGACCUGGAGAACAAGAAGGAGAGGAGGGUGAUCCUAGACUGUGAACAGGAUAAAGUCAAAGACAUCAUGGACCAGGUCAUCACAAUUGGCAGACACGUUAAAGGCUACCACUACAUUAUAGCCAAUCUGGGUUUCGUUGAUGGAGAUCUAUCCAAAAUCCAGUAUGGCGGCGCCAACGUGUCCGGCUUUCAGAUUGUUGAUUUUGAUGAUCCUCUGGUGUCCAAGUUUGACCAGAGAUGGGAAGCCCUGGAAGAAAAGGAGUAUCCCGGUGCUGACAGUAAAAUAAGGUACACAUCAGCGCUGACCUACGAUGCCGUGCAGGUGAUGAUGGAAGCCUUUCGCUACCUGCACAAGCAACGCAUUGACUUCACCAGGAGGGCCAACAAUGGUGACUGCCUAGCCAACCCCGCAGUACCCUGGGCUCAGGGAGUGGAGAUAGAGCGAGCACUCAAACAGGUGCACGUUGAAGGCCUGACAGGAAACAUCCAGUUUGAUCAACAUGGCAAGAGAGUCAACUACACAGUGAAUGUAAUGGAAUUAAAGACUAAUGGUCCUGUGAAGAUUGGAUAUUGGAAUGAGGUGGACAAAAUGGCUGUGACCAAAUCUGAUGUCUUUUCAAAUGAAACAACAGGAAUGGAAAACAAAACUGUUAUUGUCACCACCAUCUUGGAAGCUCCAUAUGUAAUGCUGAAAAAGAAUGCUGACCUUUUUGUAGACAAUGAACGCUACGAGGGAUACUGUGUAGAUUUGGCUGCUGAGAUAGCAAAGCACUGUGGUUUCAAAUAUCAACUGAAAAUAGUGGGGGAUGGGAAAUAUGGUGCUAGAGAUGCAGAGACCAAAAUCUGGAAUGGGAUGGUUGGAGAGUUGGUGUAUGGGAAAGCAGACAUCGCAGUGGCUCCUCUGACCAUCACUUUGGUACGAGAAGAGGUGAUCGACUUCUCCAAACCCUUCAUGUCUCUGGGAAUCUCCAUCAUGAUCAAGAAGCCUCAGAAAUCUAAACCUGGAGUCUUUUCUUUCUUGGAUCCGCUGGCCUAUGAGAUCUGGAUGUGUAUUGUUUUUGCCUACAUCGGUGUCAGCGUGGUGCUUUUCCUUGUGAGCCGCUUCAGCCCAUAUGAGUGGCACACUGAGGAAUACGAGGACGGACAGAUCCAGACCAAUGAGUCGACUAAUGAGUUUGGCAUAUUCAACAGCCUGUGGUUUUCCCUUGGAGCCUUUAUGCGACAAGGCUGUGACAUCUCACCUAGAUCUCUGUCUGGGCGCAUUGUUGGUGGUGUGUGGUGGUUCUUCACUUUAAUCAUCAUCUCCUCCUACACGGCUAACCUGGCUGCUUUUCUGACUGUUGAGAGGAUGGUUUCUCCCAUUGAAAGCGCAGAGGACCUGGCUAAACAGACUGAGAUAGCCUAUGGGACUUUGGACUCUGGCUCCACUAAAGAGUUUUUUAGGCGCUCAAAAAUUGCCCUCUUUGACAAAAUGUGGACAUACAUGCGCAGCGCAGAGCCUUCUGUGUUUGUGAAAACCACAGCUGAGGGGGUUCUGAGGGUCCGCAAAUCCAAGGGCAAGUACGCCUACCUGCUAGAGUCCACCAUGAAUGAGUACAUUGAGCAGCGAAAGCCCUGUGACACCAUGAAGGUGGGAGGCAACCUGGAUUCCAAAGGCUACGGGAUUGCCACGCCGAAAGGAUCCUCAUUAAGAACGCCAGUAAACCUUGCAGUAUUGAAACUCAGUGAACAAGGCAUCUUAGACAAGCUGAAAAACAAAUGGUGGUACGAUAAGGGUGAAUGUGGAUCCAAGGACUCUGGAAGUAAGGAGAAGACGAGCGCCCUCAGCCUGAGCAACGUGGCUGGGGUCUUCUACAUUCUGGUCGGAGGACUCGGUUUGGCCAUGCUGGUGGCCUUGAUUGAGUUCUGUUACAAGUCCCGAGCCGAGGCGAAACGAAUGAAGAUGACCUUUGGGGACGCCAUGAGGACCAAAGCAAGACUUUCAGUCACUGGGAGUACUGGGGAGAAUGGUCGGGUGAUGACUCCAGAGUUUCCUAAAGCUGUCCAUGCUGUCCCUUAUGCGAGACCUGACAUGGGACUAAACGUCAGCCUAACAGAUCUGUCCUGAUCAAUGAGAAACUUCUGAGUGCCUUACAGUGGUUUCAAUAGAACGUUUUUGGUUUUUUUGUUCUGGCGCUUUUUCUGUCUCUGUGUGGUGAAAAUGGAAAAGUAGGAGAUGGAAACUUCAUUUGGUCGCUCACAAAGACUUGUGUUGUUGCUCUCUAAUUUUCACCACAUAAAACGCCUCCAUCUCUGCGUGGAAUUAAAUCUCAGAGAAUAAAAAUGGAGGCCUCUUUUUUCUAAACUGAUGCCACCACGCUUUCUGAUCUGUCUGUCUGGACUGGACUGAGAUGGAAAUGAGGGCUUGAUUGACUGCAACUGCUGAGUUUCAAUGAUCUCAGCUGUGUGUGUGCGUGUGAAGAGCGUGGGCACAUGUGCGUCAGGGGAAGAGUCAUCAAAAACAUACUGUCUCUGUAGCCACCACCGCCAAACAAGAUUUUCAAGCACACUUGAUAUCAUCUGCGUUAUGAUGUGAAAUUGUCCUUUUUUUUCUAAUAAAAUCUAAGAAAAAAGUUUAUUUGAAAAAAAUAUUUUUAUGUAUUUUCACAAAAUAGCUUUUAAAUAAAUUGCUUACAUACUGGUUGGAUAUAAACAUCUUAAUGUGUGAAUAUAUUGAAAGAAAAAAUACUAAACAGCUUCUAGUUCCAUAUUCUUAAAGCCAAAUACAUCGCAUAUGGGGGUGAGAUGUGGAAAUCAUGUAAUUAAUUCUUAUUCUAAACUUUCCUGUAUAUUUUAUUCUUUAACAUUUGGUGUUGAUAUGAAAUAUCUGUCAAUGCUUGACAUUUGGAAUCAAUUCUUCUAUGUCCUUAGAGUUGGUGGCAGCCAUUUUUGUUUUACACUUUCGUCCCUUUGUUUGCUGUUUGUAUUUUAUCCUGAUGACGACCAGGGUUGUUGUUCAACUUUCAAGAGGAAAUUAAUCUGUUUACACACCAUGAAUGCGAGAGGAAAAAACAGUAUGAUAUGCUUUUAUCACAUCACAUUUUGAAGUUGCAUCAAAAGAGGCAUCAACAUGAUUUAUGUGGUGUUUUAAAAUGCCAAAUAAGAGUGCCAAAUUCUAGUGCCAGUACAUAUGAAUAUAGUCUUAAUAUAAUCUCUCACUGUCAUUUCAGUGAAUGUAAAUGAUACAUUCUGUAAGUUUUGUAACUAGAUGUACAGUUGGUGGAAA